Messenger RNA from Paramuricea clavata, 12979 nucleotides. Lineage: Eukaryota; Metazoa; Cnidaria; Anthozoa; Malacalcyonacea; Plexauridae. The record is from the annotation of a GenBank genome assembly.
AAUUUUGAAGAAGCGUCCGCUGACGUCAUUCAUCGUGCUCUGGAGAAGAAACGUCAAGAUGAUGGUCACGUGAUGUGUAUCGUGAUCCACAAGGCUGACAGACUGAAGACUGACUUAAGAAUCAACCAUCCAUUAGUACGUGUUCACGUGCUAGAUGUUAAUACGGGGGAAUACGUGAAGAAAUGCAGUGGGUAAGUUUGUAUGUUUCUGGCAUAGUCAUGCAGUGAGCUCGAUAUACUGUAUAUAUCUGGAGCGAGAAGUCGAGUCCAAAAAAGUGACGCCAAGAUGGCUUGAUGGCAGGGCAUUUUUUAAGAAAAUUACAACUACUGGGGCCAAGUCUCAGUGAGGGCCUUUCUCCCACACAAUUACGCGCACAUAAAGACCAUGCUGUGCUGACUUUUAUAACUAAAGAUGGAAUAUCGAGAAUGUUAGAGGACGUGAGAAAGCAGACAGAUGCCGCUUUUUCAACAAGGAUGACUUUUUACUAAUGAUCGAAAGGGCCCAGCUCAUCUGAAAAUAUUGCUUCACUACUGGGGCAAGCAAAGGGCCUACUGGGGUAAAUGCCCCAGUAUAGUUAUAUAGAUAAAAAAUGCCCUGCUUGGUGGUGUCUGCUGGUUGACCACAAUACACCAUGAUGCUUAGCGAAACCCACUUAUCCAAUAAUAGCAGAUUACCAUUUCCUUGAUCUUGAUUACCAUCUAACUCGAUUUCUCAUAAAUACUGAUUCUCAUUUCAUAGAAAUCGUGCAGCGACGUCAUACUACGAGAAUCCAGAAACGGUGGAUCAUAUCCUGCCAUUAAUGACUCAACCGUUUGACUUCAAACAACAAAAGUAUGUUCCAGCCUUGAUUUAUUCCGUACUGCUUUCUUUGAAAGCCACGCAGGCAGAAAUAUAACUGAACUUAUAUGUCAUGGUUACAGGUCUCUCAUUCCAUCAUGGGAGGAUGUUCUUAUCAUCAAUGAAAUAUAUUCUUACUUUUUACAACGCAAUGAAGGUGAUCCCGAUGUCAUUAUUUUCUUUGAGGUGAGAAGACAUUGAACGUCUGCUAUUUAACGAGACCUUUAGAAAUCAAGCCAUUGUUGUUAGGCAGAAGAGGCAUUGACUUUGUCCUACAACACAAAGGUUUAGUAAAGAUCUCUGCAACUGUGAGUCUCUUUUGCAGAUACUCGACUUCCUUAGUAUGGCAGCAAUAAACAAAUUGAAGGGCACUCAGAGGUCGGAUAGAGGAUGGUACCAAAUUGCAUGGGCAUUUCUUAAGGUAACUGUGGAAGUUAACUUAUGUGUACUAUCAAUGUUAGAAGUCUCAUUAUCUUGUCUGUUGUCUUGUGUACUAACUUAUGUACUAUCUGUAUCAAUGUUAGAAGUCUGAUUUUCUUAGUGAGAGGCGGUAGGUUAAAAUUUAGUAAAUCGGUUACUAAUACUGCAGGACACUCCGCCAGCAAGUUAAGUCAAGUAUCCAUUACACACUGUCACGUAAAAACGCACAAGUUGUUACAAGUCUGCAAACAAGUUGUUAUAAAUCUGUUCACAAGCUGUCGACAACUUGUCUUCGCACUGCUUGUUCCCAGUUGUUUGUGAUGUUACUCUGAGUGUGCAUCCACACCGGGCAAGCUGAAAAGUUGGCUUGGCGACGGUGGGAAUCGAACCCGCGACCUUUGGAACAAGUUUGUUGGGUUAACAUCGAACCCGCGACCUUUGGAACAACUUUGUUCCCAGUUGUUGGAACAAGUUUGAAACAAGUUGUUAACAAGCUUGAUGACAUUAUCGUACUUGUCACAAAGUUGUUCUAACCAGUCUGAUACAGCCAUGAUAAACAAGAAUGUGACAAGGUUGACGACACAAGGUUGUAACAAUAUUGUUAUAUCAUCACUGUAUCGGACUUGUUGGAACAACCUUGUAACAAGCCUGAUGAUAUCAACAUGGUUGUUACAAACUGUUAACAGCUUGUUCCAAAUUUGUUGACAACUUGGGACAAGCAGUGCGAAUACAACUUGUUGACGGCUUGUUGGCAGACUUGCUACAAGAUGUGAGAUUUUUACGUGUGUAUCCAAGCAAUCAAUCUUACACUAUACAUGUUCUAAUUAAGGAUUUUUCAGCCCAGAAAAGCAAUACACACUUUUGUUAAUUACUCAUCCAAAUUUUUUAUUAGUCGGUUUGUUCUUGUAUGGCCAUUAGCUCCAUACAUUUUCGUAUCAAAAUGCGUGGCAGUUUUUGAGUUAUCCUACUGACAGACAAUCUCAAGCAAACACAAACAAACCCAGGUGCCCUCCCACAGGGAAUGCGGACAGUGUGGGUUGGGAUUAGCCCCUAACUGACCCUCCCACCGCAGUUGUGCUCCGUGAUCAGAUACGUAUCAUAACGUGGCUGCCAGAGGCGUCCUUAGUAAGCCUUCGACUCGAUUAGCUCUCAGCUGCAAGUAAGGAUGAUUAGCAUACAGUAAAACCCCGCAUAUAAGAACCUAGAAUUUAAGAACUAAAGAGGCUAAAAUAUUUUAUUUAGAUCCCCUUUAAAUAAGAACCUGUUCAGGCUUGAAUUUCAAAACAGAUUCUUUUAUUAUCAAAUAGAGUCAAAAUUAAAUCACAAGUUACAAUCAGUGUAGCUUUAAAGUGCGUGUAGAGUUGGUAUAGUGCAUAUAUACUGUCAGUUUUUAGAUCAUUUGUGCAUAAUUUAUAUAAAUCAUAUACCAUACCUCCCUAAAAUGAGUCGCUUUUCUCUUAAGAAAAUAAGAACCUAUUUAAGAACCUGUUUAGCCUAAUUACCUGGUAAGCACCAUUUACAUAAGAACCUGUUUAGGCUAACUUGGAAAAUCUAGGUUCUAGGUUUUACUGUACCCCACUCACUUAACCUGGCAAAGGUAAUAAUUACAUACUGUAUACCUUUCCUUGUUUGGUUUAGCUGGUGGGUUCCAAUGGAUCUCCUAACACCGACAUCAAGAUCCGUUUGCAGUUAUUCCAUCCCGUGAAAUCAAACAGACGUCGACAGUUAUCAAACCCAAAUGUACCUGAGGUUUAUCAUUGGUGGACGUCGCCUUCCCGUCUUCAAUAUCCUUCAACACUCUACGUGACUGUGAAAGGAAUUAAACCACCGAAAGUUAUUGAUGCCGCAGGAAGAUCUAUGUUCGCUGUUCAAGAGGUGUGUGUCUUCUAGUUAAAACUACAGGAUGCAACUUUGUUCUCGAUAGCUUUAUCAGUUCUACAGUGUUUCUUCGAGAGGUCCUUCGGGCCUGAGCAAGCACCUUUCACCUCUGAGAUCUCUUGGGACUGCGGACUCUUGACACUUGUGUGAAAAAGUCCGUUAACGUUCUACCAAAAAUCUCUGGUUUUCUCAGUGUACUAUGGUUGUUGAUAGGGUAUGUCGGGAUAAGGCCCUCCCUGACACGGGAUUAGCCCCUCCAUGAUCAGACAUGAGUCAUAAGGUGGCUACCAGAGGCGCCCUUUCUACUCGAUCAGGUUGAACUGCAUCCUUUGUAAUUCAGCUUAGCCCACAGCAACAAGAAAGGAUAAUUCGCACACACCCACUCACCUACUCCAGUGUAAUGGGCAUCCCUUAUUUGUCCAUGCAGUGUUAUACUGCAAGAAGAAACCUAAGUUAAACUGUUAAACUAUAACUUUAUUUAUACACGGUAGAUCUGUUGUCCCUGGAUAUCCAGUAAGGGCCCGGCAUUUCUUAUUAGUUCAGUGUUACUGCAGGAUGAAACUGGAGUACCCGAGGAAUAUACCUGUGAUGUUUCAUAGAGUCAAACUCUCUAUGAAGCACUCUAGCUUGUCAUGAAUAUGUUUUUUUCUCUAAAUAUUUUUUUAAUAAAAGAACUGCACGUUUCAGAAAUCGAAGCCCGGCCCCAGAGACGAAAGGGACGUGCGCUCGCCGUUUUGCCAACAACACUCUCAGUUGCUUAGUAACAGUUACGAAAACUUAUUUUUCAAUCAUUAUAGGAAAGAGGGAAAAUGACGUUUGAGGAGUUGACUGGCAAGAUUGCUCGUGGAGAAAGUCCAAGGUAAGACGAAUGAGGACCUGUCGACCUUACAUCUGUUGACCUUAGAUCUGUUGCCCUUGCCAGAAAACAUCCCAAAGUGUUCCUUGACAAUUUGCGCUAAUAUCAGGAUUUCUGAGUUGAAUCUUUUUCAUGUUUAUUUUAGUGAAAUGGAUGCUAAUCGGGAUAUUGUCACUUGGACAAAGUUACCUGGACAGGUUUGUUAAGUACAUUAAUUUCUAAUCAGUGUCAGUGAACUUUCUUAGCUCUGAAAAGUCGUGUUGAGGUUUAAAUUCUUGUGUUUCUCUAGCCAAACCACGUUCCGAACCAAAUGAUGUCGACCCUGCAAGCAGGACGUCGUGGUUGUUUUGUUGUGAGAUUUUCUAACGAUGGCAGGUUUGUCGCGUUUAUUUAACAUACUUCCUUCGCUUAACGAAAGAAGAGAGAAACUAACUCUUCGAGAAAUAGAGGCAAUUAUUCGUGACACAGACCAACCCCUGUCACCACCUUGUCCCUGUCGCACAUAAACAUGACUAUUCUACUAGAACUGAAAGACGUAAAUCAUCGUUUAUGCCUCGGGCACUUGCCUUUCUCACGCCACCAUUUUUGGGUGGCUUUUCAGCCAAAGUCUACGAGUUUAGUCCACAUAACAGCGACUUUUUAUAAUUUUUUGGACGAAUGAUGGUAAAGUUCCUUUGUAAAUGGUCUGUUUAUGUUGAAAAAUUGCUUUUCACAUUGUUUUAAUUGUCUGCAUUGGUUAACGAGAAUUAGAUGCCACCCAAAAAUGGCGGAUAUUCGUCAUCGUGAGAAAGGCUAAUUGAACUUUUUAAGAAUAAACUUUAAAUUUUUAUUGUUAUAUAUGUAAUCCAUAAUUUUAGAUUGAUAUUGUAACGUUUGGUGUGGUCUUAAUGACAGUAAACUAUACAUGCAUGCAAGCUCACCGAUUUCAAAAGUGCAAUAUUGCACAUUGACUGUGUCUGUGUUAUAUUUUCGCAGAAAACUGGCUUGUGGGUGUGCAGAAAAGCAUAGCUUCUCUAUAUUCGUAUUUGAGGUAAGGCUGAACUAUACUAUUUGUAUACUAAAUGAGGGUCUUGAUAAAUUAUUUUCGCAUCCUCAAUAGUUGAAGUUUCCGCUACUUUAUGGUACAAUUUUCCCCAUUUAUUUCCUGCAGACGUUAUCCGGCAGAAGUGUCAGCACGUUUCAAGGACAUUUCAGUAUUAUCUAUGAUCUAUGUUGGUCAUACAAUGAUAAAGAACUGCUGUCAGCUUCUUCAGAUGGAACUGCUAGGUAUUUUAUAAGUAAUCACAAUUUCAUUUUGCUCUUGACCUGCUGCUCAUACAUAUACUCUCUGUCAGGGAUUGCUUGUAUACUCGAAAGAGAUUUUUCCCGCUAUUUCCGUAUACUCGCGCAUGCUCUUUACGUUUGACCGCGAUGUUGGGGAGACCACCAAAUACGUUAAGGUAACUAACCUCCACUCUCCUUUGAACUUUGUGUUCAUUUUGCAGGAGUUGGGAAGUGUCGAGGGACGGUAGUCCUGCUACAAAGACAUAUCCUCAUCCAUGUUUUGUCUAUGCUGCACGAUAUCAUCCACAGAAAAAGAACUUGGUUAUAACCGGCGGUUAUGAUAGACUUAUAAGAAUGUGGAGUAACGAUUCUGAAGGUGCUAACGGCCAGGUAUUUGUUGUGCUAUUGUUAUAAACUGUUCUCUUAUUGUCUGCUAACAUCAAUAGAAAUUGAGAUAAGGGAUAUAUGGUCAAGUGAAGGGAGGGGAAGUGGCAGAUUUCGAGGAAGAUAUGCGAUGAUCAUUGGGUUCUCAACUUAGGCAUUUCUAGGUGAAGGGGGUAAGGAAGGCAUGCUCAUGUGGGGGUUGACUAAGGGUGGUAUGUUCAAGGAAGGGGAAGGGGGGUUUGGUAAAUUCCAGAUGGACAUUUUGUUCUCAAUUCGGUUGGGGGGAGUGGAGGGGGAAUGUUUAAGUGAAACGAUCCACUAUAAUGAUUAUUUUAUUCUCUUUGCAGCUCUUACGUGAGAUGGAUGGUCAUAGUGGUUUUAUAAAUACAAUCUGCUUUGAUCCUUUAGGUACUAAAUUCUUUAUAACGCAUUUCAUUUUCCACGUACCAUCCAAUCAUUCUGCUCAUUCAUUGUUUUGCCUUUAUAUUUAUAACAUAUUGUGCAACGAACCUAUUUAUCAACCUUGACUUGUGUUCAUUUCCCAACAACCUGGUUUUCUAGGUCAAUUUAUGUUUUCUGGUGACAGUUCGGGCACUGUAAUUGUUUGGAACACGUAUGCAAAUGUUGAGACGAAAUCCAAGAAAAGACGAUCGCAGUCUGCAGGUAGAAUAUGUCAGUAGGUCGUUUUUAUGUAGCUUUUAAAUAAAACUGUACUGUACGUGUUACAUCCUCAGAGUAACUGAACAUUUAAACAACUUACAGUAUGUUCUUUUAUUUUUCAGCUGAUGUUCAAAGAUGGGUUAUCAGCAAGACAGUAAAAGAUCCUGAGAUUAAGGUGUGGAAUUUUAUGAAUAACCUCUACACAAUGCAUUUUGAAAUUCUAUUUACUUUGAAAUCUACCGUAUUCACUUACAAAAGACAACAUAAGAUUGUCUUAUUCUCCACUGUCUGUUUAUCAGGUUAGAAAAACCAUUCUUAUUAUUUCGACAAUUUUUUUUAGGAUUGUAUCAUCAACUCAAUACGGCUUCAUCCGAAUGGUCGCAAACUGUUGGUUCAUACUAGGGACAGCGUGACGAGAAUGUUAGAUUUGAGAAGGUGUGGAGAAAGUCUUAUUUAGCACUUCAGGGUCUUAGCCAGGGGCCGGUUGUUCAAAGAUUUAACCUGCUGUUUUAGUUUGUGUUCUUCUACAGUUCUACACAUCUGUGUAUUUCAAAACUUCAGAGAAGUAAAGUCCUAUCUAUCCAGACCAGAUCUCUGAAGAAAUAUUUUCAAAUUUAUAGAAAAGCUGUCAGGAAGUUUGCUUCGAAUUUUAGGUUAACCAAGGGUUAAACUAACCCAGCUUUGAACAACCGGCCCCAGAAGAUUAAAAAAUUCGGCAGUUUAAUUAACGAAAUUGGGAAUUUCAUUUAGCUUGCGACAUUCAGACCGGAGUUAAGGAAUAUCGUGUUUCUUAAGUGACGUUAUCGUGGCCUAGCGCCAGUUGAGCUAAAUUAAAACUUUUGAAGUCACCUGACAUUGUUUUGCGUACUAAAAACAGACAAAUAUAUAUUUUAGGCUACAUGACGUCCUCUCAACACUUAUCUGGUACCCAAUUUUUCUCGAGCAAAGUUUUGAAGUUGAACAAUCUUUUAUAUAUAUAAUAGUUACGUUUUUGGCUGAUCUAAAUUGUGAAAUUGCUGGCUAAACGUAAUUGUGAAAACGGCUUACAACGCCGAAUUUUUUACUAUAGUUAACACCCAGUACUUUAGCCUUCAUUUUUUCCUAGGGUUGGUUAGUGGUCGAUGUUACCAAAGGUUACAACUUAAUUAGUGAUAAUUUUAUUAUUUUUAGUUUCUCUAUGAUGACCCGCUAUAUCGGCGCAAACAACUUUAAAGAACACGUGAGAAGUACCAUGAGCACUUGCGGGAGUUUUGUAUUUUCUGGUUCUGAGGAUGGACUGGUGUAUGUAUGGGACACCGAAACAGGUAACCCGGGAAUUUUGUUUGUAAAAUGUAUUGAAAUGUACUGUAUGUCGAAUAUAAGACACGGCUCGGAAUUCAAUAAUCAACUUUUCAACAAAGGAUAUGACUUCAUUUGAAUUGCCUGCUCAAAGUUUUUUUCUAUACUGCUGAGGGCAUUUAGGAGAAGUCUGGAACAAGUUGUUUUCAUUUUUUCAGGUGAUCUGGUUAAGGUCUAUAAUGAACUCGGUUACACAGCAGCUGUAUCUGACAUUGAUUUUCAUCCGCAUGACAAUAUUGUCGCAUUCUGUUCUUUUGGACAAAAUCAUCCUCUUAUCUUGUACCAAUUCCAGCAUACAGGUUGGUUAACAAUCUAGCCUUCCCUUUGAAAGGAUAAAGUUUUUUAAUCUUAUAUGUCAGCUAGUUGAAACCAUAGAUAUCUUAUAUACACUAGAUAGUGCAUCUAAUUAUUCUGCAAUUCAAAAAUUGAAGCCUUGAUUGCAGACUCAGGAUAUUCCCAUGAAAUGAGAAGAUUCGUAUGUUUUCUAUUUCUUAAACAGGGAACUUAAACAUUAAGUUAAACCUAUUCCAAAUACAUUUUCAAACUAUUCAAAUGAUGAAAGUUAUUGUUGUUUUUUAAGCGUUUAUUAGCGAGUGGGAAACUUCAACAUGGCCGCCAUCUAUUCAAAUGGGGGUAACCGCUGGAAUAUUCUUGGCUUCAAUUUUACUAAAAGAGAUGCGCUAGCUAUCUAGUGUAUAUAAGAUAUCUAUGGUUGAAACAUGUAAUUGUUGUCCUCUUUUUCCUUCCACCCACCCGCAUUUAAGGAAGGGAAAACAAGGCCUGAUACUCAGGUUAAUCUAUGAUAAUUACAGGUACAGUGAAGGAAGUCCCAUAUACCCCUACUAGUCCCCCGAUGUCGCCAUUACGUACGACAACCCAUACUCUGGGUCAAACUUCGGAGCAUGUAUUGACGUCUGAACCAAGAACUAUGGAACGUACUUCAACACAUAUGGCUGACGUCGCAUCAGAAACUAUACUGCUGAAUAAAAUCAAGAAGAAAUUGGAUUCUGUUCUGGUAAGAUUCCUCUACUUAUGCAACGUUAGCCUUAAAUGAAAUAUACUGGAUAGCUUUUAGCUAGCUACUUACGUGAAUGAAUAUGUUUUUCACAUUUUACAGGAAGCUUCGAAUACAACUGCUGACCUUCGAUCAAGUAUGGCAGGCUCAAGAACAUUUUCAGCCAAUCAGAGAACACCUAGUCCCCAUGCCCAUCGUCCCGAUACGUCAUUCGAACAACACGACAUGAGAACUCUAUCAACAUGGGGAUCUGACUUCACAGCUUUACCAACUACGCCAUACAGUCCCGGAUCUAAUCCCCAGUCUCCCCAGAGGGAUUUGGGCACGCGGACGUUUAGCCCGUUUGAAACUGGACAGCUAGGCGACAGUCGGUUCCUAUCACCUAGUCAAGGUAAAGAAUUUAUGUUUGCAGUUAAACGUUUUUGCGGUUCUUCUUUUAGUAACACUAGACUAAUAAAGAUGACCCUUUAAUACUGGACCGCAGUUUACAGAGAACUGAUUGAUCUAUCCAGUAUAAAUAUAAAGUGCUUAUGCCAGUUUAAAUCAUGUGGUCAAUGAAUUAAUAAAGGAAUACCGAAUGCUUUUCCGUGCAGGAUUGCGUGAUCCAUGCACGAGGGAUGUCGCGAGACUUUCGGAAAGCGUAAAAAUACUCGAGCCGCAGGCGAGUGUAUUUUUACGCUUUCCGAAAGUCGAGCAACAUCCCAAGUGCAUGGAUCACGCUAUCCUGCUUGGAAAACAAUUUGGUAAUUGUUUUAUAAAAUAACUACAGUGAAACAAUGACAUUUUGAGAAUCCCACGAAAAUCCCGCGAAGGCAUUUUAAUUCCUCGUGCAGGAUAGCCUGAUCCUGCACGGCUAUUGACCAAUCAAAUUGCGUGUUUCACUGUAGUUAUUAUAUACUUUGUUUUCACAUGUUUUAUCAUUUUAGGACAGUCGACUUUUUCCAGACCACAAUCUCGUAAUGAUACAAGUGUUGCUUUAUUUACGGUACGUUACGCUUCACGUGAUUGGGGUGUUUGGUUGUAGCUAGGCGUUGUUGAGUUGCAUUUAUUAGAGACCUUAAGAUUGACGUUUACGGCAAACGUCAAACCGCUAGCGAGGUUCUUGAUUUUACAACUCUAUUAUAAUAGCUUUUACACCAGUUUUAAAAUAUGUUAAACUUAUUAUACUUGUACUCUUUAGCAAUGAUUUAAGAAAGCAAAUUAACCACUAGUCAUGCCAUUCACCAAAGCAGUAAAUUAAGAUUUGGCGUUUGAAGUUGACGUUUGGCGUAUAAAUUUCAUUCUUGAACUGCUACGAGGGCUUGUAGUCAUUAAAGCAUUAAAUCUAUACGCCAAACGUCAAUUUCAAACGCCAAAUCUUAAUUUACUGCUUUGGUGAAUGGCAUGACUAGUGGUUAAUUUGCUUUCUUAAAUCAUUGCUAAAGAGCACAAGUUUGAUAAGUCUAACAUAUUUCAAAACUGGUGUAAAAGCUAUUAUAAUAGAGUUGUAAAAUCAAAAACUUCGCUAGCGGUUUGCCGUUUGCCGUAAACGUCAAUCUUAAGGUCUCUAUUAAAUGAUUUCCCCAAUGUGAGAAAAAUGCUUCCAGUUUUUUCCGAAGGUUUUGUCCAAGUGUUCCGGUUUUGUAAGGUCUGUUUAGACAAGCGCUCAUGUCUAUUUUCAGGUGAAAGCCGCAUAUCCAUUCGCAGCCCGCAAUGCAGACGAGCUGAACCUCGAUGAAGGUGACGUCAUCAAAGUAUUACGUCAAGAGGAUGAACAUUGGUGGGUGGGUGAGAUGAGAGAUGGCAGACAAGGAUAUUUUCCCGCUUCGUAUACAACCAUGAUCGGUAAGACAUUCUAUUCAAAGGUGGAUCUGGCAUCAUCUGUUAGAAGGGGUGGGGGGUUUCCAGAGGGGGUUGCAUUACUAGGGGGUCUGGUAAAGGCCCCCUCCGGCCCCCGGAAAUAUUUUGAAAUUUGAAGCCCUGAAAUGUUAUUUCCUGAACUUAUUCGUUAAAUUCAGGUCUUCACGGACCUUGUAUUUCAGGCAAAAAUUAAGAAAAGUAAAUAUAAUGUUCUACACCGGAUCAUGAUCGUCAUAAUCCAGCCGUGAAAAAGAAAAAUUAUUUUGUUGAAUUCAUCUUGAAAUACAGUGGCAUCAAAGAGCGUGAAAUCAGAGCACGCACCACCCCUCUCCGCAGCCCCCCACCCCCUUAUACAGUAGAUCCGUCUAUGACUGUAUUGUUAGUGUCACUGUAGGCUGUAGCAGGCAACAUGAGUCAUAAAUUGCCCGCACAGAAUACGGCUGUCCAGUGUAUAGACUAUCUAAGUUUACAUAUCGAAGUUUCUUUGAUCAAAUUAUGCUAACUUUAACAAUUUUGAUUCAAAAGUGUUCUAACGCUGUAGUCACAGGACUAACAUCGAGGCUGGUUUUCGGUAGUGAUGCAAACCACUUUUAAUCAUAAAACUACGUUUUGUCAAAUCUCCAUAAUUUGAUGUUUAGAUACAACGGAUAAGAAAAAGAGUGAAAGACAUAAAGGAAAUAAACAGGUAAGUUUGUCACAGUGCGGCCCAGCUUUCCCCAAAGUUUGUGUCAGUACUUUUUGUUUUGUUUUUUUAUAUUUAAUUUAUGACCAUCAAUCUUGUAUAGUACACGGCUGUUAGAACGACUGAAGGAGACGUGAAGAUUCUCUCUGCACCUGAAGAAAGCGAUGUGGAUGUUGUUACUACAAAACGGUAUUUUCCCUUAAUUAAUGUGUUCAAAUAAACGUUUGAAAUAAACGCAGAAAAUAUAGUUAUAGGAACAGGAAAAAGUUAAACUUAAUCUCUCUCAUUUAUUUCACACCAAAGCCUCCGGCAUACGUUGAAAACACAGUUCAUACUAUUUUUCUGACACUCCAUGCUUGAACCGACCAUUUCUUGCAUAACCCAAGACAAAAACUACACACUUAAAAACGCACACACAAGUUGUGACAAACCUGCAGCAGACAACUUGUGAACAGGAUGUGUUCGCACCGCUUGUUCCCAGCUUGUUGACAAGUUGUCAGCGGCUUGUUGACAACUUGCUAGCACAAAGGUUGUUGAGCUCAACAGAUUCAUGGGCGUACCGGAAGGAAAAAAUUAGGGGGGCGGAAAGAAAAUGGCCCGACUUUUCGUGAUUGUGCCCGACUAAUACCGAAAAUUUUUUUCCGGAAAAAUUAUUUUGGCGAAAAAAAUUUCGAUCAGUGUACCAUUUUAGGGGUCAAAAAAAUUUUCCGGACAUGCCAAAAUUUUUCGUAACAUCGCACAAAUUUUCCAAAAAAAAGUACAUUUGCCACAAAAUUGACUAAAUUUUCGACAAAAUUAACAGAAUUUGUCCCAUUUAUUUUUAUAACAAACCAAAAUUGCCCGACUGUUAAUCGAAUAUUGCCCGACUGCCCAAAAAACUGGGGGCUACGGUACGCCUAUGAACAGAUUUGUUAUCGUUUUUCUGAAACUUUCAUCUCUGUUCAUAUUAAAUAAUGCCUGGUUCAAUUCGUCGGCGAUCUAUUGUAUCUUAUUCUUUACGACCAGUGUGAACAGGCAUAAAUCGCGCAAGAGGUUUUUGAUAAUAUUUUUAUUUUAGCUACAUUUCGCGCGAAUAGUUUACUAUCCGUCCUCAGGCUAUUUACACAAAUUGUUCUAAAAUCUGAUUUCAACGCAUGUUAAGUAAAAUGUUGAGACAUGUUGCCUUGUGAUUUGUAAUUUAUGUGUCAACAUUCCUACUUAACAUGCGUAGAAAUCAGAUUUUGUUGCAAGUUGCAGCAAUUUUGUUGCCCAUAUUAAUCCGCCUUUACGCGUGUAUGCUAUUUUUGGUUUCCAGGUCACGUGGUGAUGGGCGUCCUCCACGUCAUACUCACGACAGGUCACGACCGUCAUCCACCGUCAAGAAAAAAUCGCCAAGGCGGACAAAAGAUCUUCGAGAUGAGAGCAAUGCGUAGAUGAGUUAGAUAUCUUUGUAAAUAGAUUAAUAUAUGAUUAUUUUGUAAUUAUGCUGAAUAUAUACAUACCCUACUAUAAAUGUAACAUAAACUCCAUAAAAUAAUUUUUGAGGUAGAAAAUGUAGAUAAUUCUUUUUAAUUAACGUAGGUUGUCAGAGGAUUGUAAAAAAAAUUUGUUUUUCUGAAGAAAGGUUUUCCAAGAAAAUAGCCUGAUUAGCAUAUAUUUUUUUACGGCAACGUGGCAAAACAACUCGUGAUUGAGGAUUAUUGUAUACGCCCCCGAAAAUGGGAAAUAUGAAUUUUUGAAUACAUCCCUAAAAGUAAAAUUUGGCCUUAUUGUCUUGAAACUGGAAAAUUUGCAUGAAACCUUUGAUUUCAAACAGUAAUUUGUUGGC